AUGGUAAGAAUAUCAAUACCGACAUUACCUGCAGCACCUUUAGUCGCUCCAUCUGGAUUAUCGAUCUUACCAUUACCUCAAGCAGCAUCUCACUUAGCUAAAUUCCUGGAAAAUGGAAAGGGGAAGACCGUAAUGCUUACAGGAGCGGGAGUCAGUGUAGAUAGUGGAAUAAGAGCGUAUAGAGGUGAAAAAGGUACUUAUAGUAAUCCAAAUUAUAAACCUAUAUUAUACCAUGAAUUGGUAGAAAACAGCGACAGAGGUGAUAUGUUCAGACGACGAUAUUGGGCCAGAUCGUUUCUCGGUUACCCACCUGUUAGAGACGCACAACCGAAUCCUACACAUAUCUAUAUAGCUGCUUUACAACAUUUGGGAUUAGCACCUAAAUUAAUCACUCAGAAUGUAGAUAACCUUCAUCGAAAAGCAUUUUCCCUUCUCUCACCCAAAUACAAACAAUCAUCAAUAUUGGAAUUACAUGGUACUUUGGCAAAAGUUCAUUGUCUGAAACAUCGUCAUGAACAACCAAGAGAUACUUAUCAAGAAGAUAUAGCGAAUCUGAAUCCUGUUUGGAAUGAAGAAUCUAAAGAAGCUGAAAGGACAGGAAGACGUCCACGUACAAACCCAGAUGGUGAUGUAGAACUUCACGGUGUUGAUUAUAGAUCUUUUACUGUUCCACCUUGUAGAUUAUGUGAAGAGGAGAAAGAGGAUGCUUCGAUGGUUAAACCGAACGUCGUGUUCUUUGGAGAAACAAUCGCACCGGCAGUACGAGACGAAUCCUUAAAUUUAAUAACAUCAUCAUCAUCGUUGUUAAUCCUCGGCACAUCGCUAGCCACAUACUCAGCUUUUAGACUCGUCAAAUUAGCUAUAGAACAUAAGAAACCAGUGUUGAUGAUAACGACUGGACCUACAAGGGCAGAUCCGUUCGUUGGCAAAGGUUUAGAGAAAAUGGAUAGGAUAGCAGGGGAAGUUUUGGGCAAAUAUCUAGAUGAAGCUGUCAAGACAAGUACAGGUCAAGAAGUUGAAGAUGUGAAGAAAUACUUACAUACUGGAAUCGUUAAAAGACCUCCAGAGGUAGAAGGUCCACGUGCUGAAGGAUAG
Kwoniella shivajii is the source of this 1095-nucleotide messenger RNA. RefSeq lists its product as uncharacterized. The record is from RefSeq and is a predicted model, not a curated record. Gene Ontology annotation, cellular component: nucleus. NCBI's taxonomy places the organism in Eukaryota, Fungi, Basidiomycota, Tremellomycetes, Tremellales, Cryptococcaceae. The transcript has 11 exons. Gene Ontology annotation, molecular function: NAD+ binding. Bases 1 to 1095 code for a protein of 364 amino acids.